AGAGAGAGAGGAGCACAGCGCACAGACAGGUUUCACCUCCUCUUCCUCCGGAUCAACUCCUCUCCAUCAUGGAUUCUCCUUGGGCUCGUGCCCUGCUCUCCGCCGGAUAAACUUUGGACUUACACUCGUAUCAUCAUCAUGGGGAUAUACUGCGUGUGCGCUCGGCCCCGUGGAUCUAUACUGCCUUGAUGGAAACCAUGUCACCGCAGCAGGGGACCAUGGGACAGAACAGGUCCGACUCUCUGACUGGAGAGAGCAAGGCGCUUCCCGACAACAAAAAGAAGAUGAAGACCUUGGCCCAGAGACGCCAGUCAGCUCCCUCGCUGGUCAUCAGCAAAGCACUUACCAGAUCGAGAAGCACAUCCAGGGAAAGCUGCCUGACGCCAGUCAGCCCAGAGUCGUGUCCCCUCGUCCAGGCCUUCCUGGCUGAAUGUACCGGCCGUCUGUUCCUGGGUCACGCCCAAACCCAGCUGAAGACAGGCCUGCAGACCCAGGAGAGACACCUCUUCCUCUUCACCGACACACUGCUCGUCGCCAAGGCCAAGUCUCCCACUCAUUUCAAGGUGAAGGCCCAAGUCAGAGUGUGUGAGAUGUGGACGGCCAGCUGCGUAGAGGAGGUGUGUGAGGGGAGCACCAACCCAGAGAGGAGCUUCGUCAUGGGCUGGCCCACCUGCAACUGUGUGGCCACCUUCAGCUCUGAGGAGCACAAGGACAAGUGGUUGGCACUCAUCAAAAGUCGGAUAAUCGAGGGAAAAGAGAAGGACGACCCAAAGACUAUUCCUCUGAAGAUUUUUGCAAAGGACAUUGGAAAUUGUGCAUAUGCCAAGACACUUGCGGUCAGCAACACUGACAGCACCACUGAUGUCAUCCGCAUGGCUCUGCUGCAGUUUGGCAUAUCGGGCUGCGUUAAAGACCACAGGUUGUGGGUGAACUCCAGUAAGGAUGACCCCCCAUACCCUCUCAUUGGCCACGAGUUCCCCUUCAGCAUCAAGAUGAGCCACAUUCGGGAUGGUGGGAGCACUGGUGGAGGACUGGGAGGAGGAGCAUGGAGGGAUCCAACGAGUCCCACAGAUUGUCCAGGGGUGCUGCUGCUGGACCAGUGUCUCCCCCCAGACACCCAGUGCCAGUUUAUCCUCAAACCCAACAAGGUCUCCCCGGGACUCGUUACGCUUAUAGAGCCUGGUCAGCAGAAAUCCUUUAAGAGAAAGAGGUCUCUGAUCAACUGGCCUUUCUGGAAAGGCUCCAACACACAGCUGGACAGCCUGCCCCUGUCCCCGACCUCGCUCUCCCCCACUCAGGGACGGCUGUUCGGACGACCCCUGAGCUCCGUCUGCUCUCCAGACCACGGCCUGCCCAAGCCUGUCAUGGACAUGUUGGUAUUCCUGUACCUGGAGGGGCCAUACACCAGGGGCGUCUUCAGGCGGUCAGCUGGGGCCAAAGCCUGCCGGGAGCUUCGGGACAGACUUGACAGUGGGACCGACGACCCGGAGAUCACACACCAAUCAGUGUUCGUCAUCGCUGCUGUCCUCAAGGACUUCCUGCGAAACAUCCCAGGCAGCCUGCUGUCUGCGGAUCUGUAUGACCAGUGGAUGGAUGUGAUGGAAGGGGAAGCAGGGGAGGAGAGGAUGCAAGCUGUCCAGAGGUUGCUUCACCUCCUGCCCAACGAGAACCUGCUCCUGUUGCGACACGUGAUGGCCGUGCUGCACUGUAUCCAAGGCAACGCCCAUGACAACCAGAUGAACGCCUUCAACCUGUCCGUCUGCAUCGCUCCCAGCAUGCUUUGGGCUCCUGCGCCUAGCACCCCAGAGAUAGAGGGGGAGGGCACCAAAAAGGUCUGUGAGCUCAUUCGCUUCCUCAUAGAGAACUGCUGCAGAGUCCUGGGAGAAGACGUCACCUCGCUGUUCAGAAGCUUCAGCCAGAAGAGCAGCAGCAGUGACCACGGAUCAGAUGUGUCGUCCUUCCAGAUGAAUGACUCGUCCUACGACAGUCUGGAGAACGAGCUGAACGACGACCCUGAGUCUCCCUACCAGGAACAGCUGCCCCUUCGUGACAAGGACAAGCCAGACAGCCGCAGCCGGGACUCCGUCAUCACCCUCAGUGAUUGCGACCCUGAUCCUGACCCUGAGACUGACCUCCUACUGCAGCUCCCCCCACUGGCCAGAUCCAGAAGGUUCAGCCCUGCAGUGCGACAGCCUCGCACCCGCCAGGCCAAUGGCCCGUUGCAGGGUCCCAGGAGGCUGAGGAGGAGCUCAGAGCCCGCCUUGGCCUUGGCAAGCACGACGCCUUCAAGCACAGUGACUGCUCACACCGAUAACCACCGCCUACCAGUAAGGAAGACAAGCUAUGAUGCCGCCAUGGAGGGGGAGGAGGACGAGGUGUUUCUUAAGCAGGGGCUAAGCAGGCUGCAGCUGAAGGAGGAGGAGGAGGAUGGAUGUGAGAAGGGAGGAGCCAAAGUCCAGAAUGGUGGGCGGAGAAAGAUGAAGCACGCCCCUCCGCCCCCAUUGAGACUGGAUGCCAGCUGUUCUAGUCUGUCGUCACCGGCAACCUCACCCACGGGCUCCUCCCUCAGCUCUUUAGACUCUGCCUUCUCACAGUACUCUACUGACUAUGCCACCAAUGGGGCGAUUCCAUUGGCUGAGCCUUCUUCUCUCUCCCCUGUCUUUCCUGGACGGCCCCAGCUGUCGCCCAGGGGCUCCCCGCCUCAUUUGCCACAACCUACCCAGCACCCUCGAGCCAGCCAAACCCCCUCACACCCUCAUGGCCUCCACCCUAACAUGUGGCUCAAGAAGGAACGCCGCCUGUCACUAAAGCAGCCUGAUAAUGGACACACUGAGGAUGACUUGCCUGUGGUGAAUGGGAAAACCCAACCAACCAGUAAUGGCUACUCCACCAGUGCCCAAGAGGCCGUGGUGCCAAGCCGGAUCAGCCAACGGAGAUCCAGCAGCCCUCCGUCCUACCAGCAGGCUCUGCUGCAGCUGCAGCGCAGCCGCUCUCCUUUCUACAAGGGGACAGAGAAACCUCUGACCGUCAGAGAGCUGAGGCAGCUCCACGACCAGACCUGCGCCUACAGCCCCCCGAUCCCAGCCUCACUUGACAACCCCAAACCACACACAGGAAGUGAGUUCAAACAAAGGCUGGCUAGAAAUGAGUGUGUGCAGCCCCCACAGGGGGUUUUCUAUGGACAGAGCACCACCACUUUGGUCCUACAGAGGCAAAAGUCCCUUACUUCAGCCAGUGAGGGACACAAAGGGAGGAAGACUCUUCCCCUUCCCCGCCGAGCCUCUGAACCUGACAAGGUCACGGCAAGCUCUAACUCCUCCACUAGCCUCACCCUGGACAGACCUCGCACUUCAAAAGGUCAGCCCCAAGAUGGCGGCCUGAGAGUGUUAGAGGUGGAGCCCAACCACGCCGAGUCACACUUCUGCCUGUCUCCCUCCGCCACCCGGGCUGUACGGGACUACUUUUCCUCCCAGGGUCAGGAGGAUGCAGACGCCUGCCUGAAAAGGAGUCAGGAGGUGGCGCUGGCUAUCGUGCAGGGGAAAAGGGAGUGGCAGAGCAGGCGGUGCAGUGACCCACGAGUGGACGAGUUUGACCAGCUUUUUUUUGCAGAAGAGUCAUACGUGUAAAUAAGAACUUUGUACAGACAAACUGUGUAUGAGUUUUUAUCUGAUAUGUUCACUUGUGUACAGCUGUCUUCACUGUUGAUUAAUAAUAUUUCUCCAUAUGCUCAUUUUCCUUCUGGCAGCAGUAGCCAUCCCAAUACAAGAAGGUGUUGCAGCUUACUGUAAUGGUACAGUCAAGGUUUAAGAUUUUAAAAGGUACAGAUACACUUCCUGCUUCCACCUCCUUGUGGUGAAGUUGUGGUUAUAUCCCAUAGUAUAAUGAAGUUUAAAAGCAAUUGUAUGUAUUUGACAGUGACUUUGUAGCUCUGCAGUUCAGUUCAUCCUCAAAAAAUUACAUAUUGAGUACUGAUGCCUGAUUCUGUAAAUUCAUUACAGGAAGAUAGGGUUUAGUGGGACAUCUGGAUCUGUAAACAAUCAUUAUAGCUGUUGUCAGAAUGGGUCAGCAUUACAGCUCUUGUGCCAAAAUCUGGUUCCCCUGAAAAAUAUUUUUCUUUGGCAGCGUGUCCCUGUUUUGCCUCUGGAAUGUGUCGUUUCUUUUCAGCACUUGGGGGAGAAAAAAAUGAAGGAGGCAAAGAAGCCUUUUUUCAUUCUCUGGAAGCUUGUGAAAUUAAAGUUAUAUUUAUCAUUUUCUAAACCAGCAGAAUAUAAUAUAAAGACUGAUGGGAAAUUAAGGCCUGACACAUUUUUGUAGUUAGCUUUUAACUGCGAAACAUAUAAAAUGUUUUGACUAAAUCUACCUGAAAAUUCCUACUUCACUGUAUAUGUCAUAUUGCAUCUAGGUCACAGUUUUUAAGGGGAUACAAAUGUUGGCACAAUAAACAACAACAAAGCUCUCUGCAGCAGUAAUGACAACAAAAUGGUCAUGAUGACUGCGAUGUCUUCAUGCAAAUACUAUGAACAUGCAUGCUUUUAGCUUUAUCCACACCUGUGAUGUUUGCUAGACCGCUGUACAUACUUAUUCCUUAAGAAAACAAAACAUCGACUAUUUUAACAGCGUUUGUACCUUUUAUGACCGGUUGUAUCUGUAACAUUUUGGGUGAAGCGUCUUGUCUCUCUGAAUCAGUGAAUCAAUAGGUUCGGUAUUAAUUCAUAUGAGCAGAGUUUCCAGAUGCACAGCACACAUUGUUGUGCUCUGUAGCUCUGGUUUGUAUCGCUGUGACCUGGGAGGGAAGGGAGGGGGGAGGAAGAAGGAAAAACUGUUUGUGUGUGUGUGUGUGUGUGUGUGUGUGUCAGAAUGUUGCUGAAUAUGAUGUUAUCACUGACAUUGUGUCCUGAGCAGGAAUGUGAGAAAACUUGUGCCAUUGAGGGAGAAAUCUCCUUUGUUUGUUCUCACCAAGAAACCAGUUCAGUCGUGACAAGGACACAGUCUGUUGUGUGUGUGUGUGUGUGUGUGUGUGUGUGUGUGUUGAAUGCUCCAUUGAAAAACAGCUUCUCUAACUGUUGUAUGUUUUGUCCAUAAUAAUAAUAAUAAUAAUAAUAAUCUUUUCGUUCCAGUGCUGCGGCCCUUGCAGUGCUGAUUUCUUCAGUGACACUUAAAGAUAAAUGACCUUAUUUCACUGUGCAUUUACUAAUUUGCAGAAAUUAAAUGUACAAAAAAUCUUAACACAAUGUAAGAGCAGUUCCCAUGCGUGUCAGCAGUGUUAUUAUGACAUUAAUAUAGCUUCUCAACUGAAUCACACACUGGAAUAAGGCCAUUGUCAUGUUAAGUGUUGCUAUUUUAAAUGGUCUCAAAAAGUACUUUAUCCUGUAUUAUUAAUAUUAUAAUUGUUAUCUCCAUUACAGUGAAUCGUGUUCAACGUGUAUAGUUCCGCAUAUUUAUGAUACAGAAAUAUAUAAUUAUAUAUAAAUAUAUUACCUUGUUACUUUGGUAUGUUGUGUUGUGUGAGAAAAUCAAAUGUGUAUUUUUGUACAUGCCAAUUCUGCUGCUGCUGUCUCUAUAGAAAGUAUAUUUGCUACAAAACGCACCAUUUGUAUAUUGUGUACAUCUGAUGUCCAAUGCUCACGAGAACAAGAUAUUAUUGAUUUUAAUAAAUGUUG
This is a messenger RNA of Morone saxatilis (striped sea-bass), 5660 nucleotides long. It is a transcript of the gene arhgap20, whose product is annotated as Rho GTPase activating protein 20. NCBI's taxonomy places the organism in Eukaryota, Metazoa, Chordata, Actinopteri, Moronidae. Bases 189 to 3626 code for a protein of 1145 amino acids. The transcript is spliced from 15 exons. Gene Ontology annotation, molecular function: GTPase activator activity. Gene Ontology annotation, biological process: regulation of Rho protein signal transduction; signal transduction. The record is from RefSeq and is a predicted model, not a curated record.